CCUAUACACAACGAAUAUUCUUGUGUACAAAAUGACAUGAUGAGGUCGCCUAGACUAGGUUGUUGAAUUUCCUGAGCCUGAGCUCCUGCCUUGGGAUGGCAGUCGUUGCCAUUUGGGGUGCCAUGACGUGACGGCCCACGAAGAUGGAAGGCGCUGUCAAGCUCAAUAUUCUCUCAACUUUUUCUCUCUCGCCUCACUCUCUCCCCACCGCGACACUCGCCAUUUACGCUGCCACGAUGGUGACGGCACGCAGCUGUCUCACGAUUCCAACCUCACUCCAACCACGGGCACAGCCUCUGCAGUUGACGACGCAACGAUGGUGACGAAGACCAGCGGCCGCAUAGCACCUGGUGAAGAUGAAUGCCGCCCAUCACUGCUGCUCGGACUGAAUGUUGAGGUCUUGCAUAAUAUUGUGGCGGAGCUACGUCUGGAUGAGGAUGCGAAGGCGCUUCACAACUCAUAUAGGACGUCCAAUGUGCAGAGGGAUGUGGCUCAGCCCGCGCAUUUCAACUUGUUUAGCAUACCGAAGCCCGACAAAUUUCUCUUAGCAAAGCACUCCAAGCACAACUCCUGUCCCCUCAAGCGCACGAUAGAGUACACCAGAGCUAUUCUUCAGCGAUACGAUGUUGCAGCAAGUGUCGAAGCCCUGGCCCAUCUUACCCGGACGAACCUUUCCUGGACACCCAAGAUAACACUCUCUUUUCCAAGGCCUAUAACGACAUCUUUCCGGGCAUUACAUUCAAGAAGCCAAUAUGAUGGGGCCGUUGGUAUCCUACAGGUGAUGAGAUUGAUCAAAACAGUCGACUUGUGUUUUCGCGAGCACUACACUUUCUGGCUAAAGGCGCACGAGGUCUUUGUUGAAAAUAUGGAGAACGCCUUGCUGAAGUUCCAAGACUUCUGUCGAGCACUCCGGCACGUAUUCUGCCAGACCCACAACAGGCCCAAAGUGCGACGGUAUGUUCUACUGCAUGAUGGGCGGGCUGGAAAGACACAAGGAGUCAUUGACUACCAUUCGAUUCCCAACCUCCCAUACACUCUGCAUAUGUUUCGUGUAUUCUGAACAGGUUGACACCUUGGUACAUACUUGCACAAAUGUUUCACAUGGCAUUCUGACACCUUUAGGUCGAGAAUGUAUUCUCGAACCGGACAUGAACCACGUUCUAAGUGCCGCCAUCUCGAGGACCUAUACCUGAGUCAUAAGCAAGUAGAAGAUCACCAGGCACCAUCAGAUUUCUUAUGACCAAUUUGAAGAUAAAAUCAGGAACCUGACUCUUUCAUUACAGUAGAAAUGCACAAUUGCGCCAUUCAUCCCGGACUACAUAGGCUAUCGUGUUC
Messenger RNA from Paraphaeosphaeria sporulosa, 1335 nucleotides. RefSeq lists its product as uncharacterized. The transcript has a single exon. The coding region runs from base 317 to 1060 and encodes 247 amino acids. Lineage: Eukaryota; Fungi; Ascomycota; Dothideomycetes; Pleosporales; Didymosphaeriaceae. The record is from RefSeq and is a predicted model, not a curated record.